AUGGCUUCAGCUACAUCAUUCCAUGACUUUAAGGCCAAGGACAAGAAGGGCGUUGAGAAGCCCAUGGCCGACUACAAGGGUAAGGUCGUGCUAGUCGUCAACACAGCAUCAAAGUGCGGUUUUACACCGCAAUACGCCGGCCUAGAGAAGCUAUACAAGGACGUCACAGCGACGCAUCCAGACGGCUUCCUCAUCCUAGGUUUCCCCUGCAACCAAUUCGGCGGACAGGAACCCGGUACCGACGACGACAUCCAGAGCUUCUGCCAGGUGAACUACGGCGUCACCUUCCCGAUCAUGGGCAAGACCGACGUCAACGGCGACAAUGCCGAGCCCCUCUUCGAGUGGAUGAAGGCCGAGAAACCGGGUCUGCUAGGCAUGAAGAGGGUUAAGUGGAACUUUGAGAAGUUCCUUAUUGGAAGGGAUGGUAAGGUUAAGGAGCGCUGGGCUAGCACAACGAAGCCGGAGAGUUUGGAGAAGCCGAUUCUGGAGGAGUUGGCGAAGAAGGCUGCGUAA
Messenger RNA from Hypoxylon trugodes, 513 nucleotides. RefSeq names its product glutathione peroxidase. The record is from RefSeq and is a predicted model, not a curated record. Gene Ontology annotation, molecular function: glutathione peroxidase activity. Gene Ontology annotation, biological process: response to oxidative stress. The transcript has 2 exons. NCBI's taxonomy places the organism in Eukaryota, Fungi, Ascomycota, Sordariomycetes, Xylariales, Hypoxylaceae. The coding region runs from base 1 to 513 and encodes 170 amino acids.